Messenger RNA from Folsomia candida, 1544 nucleotides. RefSeq names its product transmembrane protein 53. Bases 206 to 1249 code for a protein of 347 amino acids. The record is from RefSeq and is a predicted model, not a curated record. Lineage: Eukaryota; Metazoa; Arthropoda; Collembola; Entomobryomorpha; Isotomidae. The transcript is spliced from 5 exons.
GUUUUACUGGGUGACCUUCAUUUGUCUCCACGCUCGUGUGAAUUAUUCUGAUAGUUUGGUAGCGGGUGGCGUGACGUUGAUAAGGUCACUGCCAGGUCAAAGUCUAAGGUGUAGCUUACCGGUUUAAUCACUGGAUUGGAUUCUGACAGGCGGCUACAGCUACUGCACCUUAAAAGAUAUAGAAUCUUGACAAAUCUCAUGAAAAAUGGCAUCUAACGAAACUCCAAAUCUCAUCGAUAAAGAAGACGACUCUUGCGAGGUGCCCGAUAUGGAUUUAGAUUUUCACAUCCAGUUCCCAACUCCAGGAUAUGCCGGAAGUAAUAGCACUGAAGAGGAGAAUGGGAAUACGACAGACAAGAAGGCCAUUGAAAAGAUUUGGCCCGUUUCUGGAUACGAUGAUAAGGAUGCAGCUAAAGAUACAAAGGAAGACAAAGAAAUCGUCGUCAUCUUGUUAGGCUGGGCCGGUUCGAAGCAUAAGAAUCUUAGCAAAUACUCGGACAUUUACUUGAAACGAGGAUGUAUAGUUCUCAGAUACAUUACGCCAGUAAAGGCUCUCUUUGUCCAAACGGGAAAAUUACCAGUAUUAUCCAAUCGACUAAUCCAUCUCAUCAGCGAUCUUCAGCUUGAGUCUCACCCAAUAUUUUUUCACGUAUUCUCCAACGGUGGAUCCUUCACGUACGCGAGCAUUCUCCGAGAACUAUACAAAAUGCAGGACAAGUUAUGUCUGGACAUUCGAGGAACGAUUUUCGACUCUGCACCAACCCCGAGAAAUCUGGGAAAAUGCUUCGGUGCAGUGUCAAACAUCUUUGAAAAUUUUGGAGUGGUACGUUUCCUGAUAGCAUCCAUCGCCGUAUUACUCAUUGUCAUCCAAGUUUUUUGGAUGCAUUUCAAAUCAGCGAUUCAACUCUGUCUUUGGGGAGAACAGUUGAGCUCUCUUGAUCCAGUCAAGUAUCACAUUGAAGAGAUUCCUUUGAGAAACUGGCUUGGACGCCUCGGAAAAAUGCGGAACCAUCACUACCUCUUCCUCUACUCGGACAAUGAUGAUCUCAUACCGUGGACGCUAGUGGAGGAAUUCGCAGACAUUGCCGCCACGCAAGGGAAUUAUGUCGUAAAGAGGAAAUUCGCUGGGUCUGUGCAUGUGCAACACUAUAGGAAAUAUCCAAAGGAGUACGUCGAAUCUGUCACAGACUUUAUUCGCUACACGAUGAAAACCACCAAUAAGCCGACUAUUCUAUGGGAUGGAAUCUAAUCAAAUGUUCAUCAGGAAUGCGAAUUACAACAGAAUUACCAUUAUUUACGUAGAAUUAAUCACUGAUACCUGUGCUAUGUACACGUGAUAUACCAAUAUUCACCAAAAAUCUCUAAUCUCCAUUUCAUUUCAGAAAAAUAUUUUAUUUAUUUUGUUAGUUUACAAUCAACCACAGAAAGCUAUGCAGGGACGUCCAGAGUAUUAACUGUUUAUGUUGCUGUCAAAGAGUCAGGAAUACUAAAUUGGUGUUCAUUCAAUUGUUCAAUGAAUCAAAAUAAAUUUUUAGUUACUGAGA